Messenger RNA from Colossoma macropomum (tambaqui), 1988 nucleotides. RefSeq names its product serine and arginine rich splicing factor 5b (gene srsf5b). The transcript has 8 exons. The record is from RefSeq and is a predicted model, not a curated record. Gene Ontology annotation, molecular function: mRNA binding. Gene Ontology annotation, cellular component: cytoplasm; ribonucleoprotein complex; nucleus. Bases 158 to 940 code for a protein of 260 amino acids. Lineage: Eukaryota; Metazoa; Chordata; Actinopteri; Characiformes; Serrasalmidae.
UCGUUCCUCCUUGAAAGCUGCUCACUAAUCGCUAGAGGACGGUCUCUCCGCUGCUGUGUUACACACUAACGCCAUUUUGUGAAACGUCGCUGAUUAGCAGCUGAGCACAGACGCUGGAGUUAGAGGACUAGUGAAGGCCUCCUUAAAACCGUGAACCAUGAGCGGGUGUCGCAUUUUCAUCGGCCGGUUGAACCCCUCCGCCAGAGAGAAGGAUGUUGAGCGCUUCUUCAAGGGCUACGGAAGGAUCCGAGACAUCGACCUGAAAAGAGGCUUUGGAUUUGUGGAGUUUGAUGAUCCAAGAGAUGCAGAGGAUGCGGUGUAUGAGCUUAAUGGAAAAGAGCUGUGCAAUGAGAGGGUUACUAUAGAACAUGCCCGCGUCCGCUUGCGUGGGGGUAGGGGUCGAGGAGGUGGAGGACGCUUCCCGGAUCGUUAUGGCCGUGGAUCGCAGGAUAGCCGGAGGAAUCCCCCUCCUAUGCGUACUGAGAACCGCCUGAUUGUAGAAAACCUUUCAUCAAGAGUGAGCUGGCAGGACCUGAAGGAUUUCAUGAGGCAGGCGGGGGAGGUAACUUUUGCAGAUGCUCAUCGGCCAAAGCUCAAUGAAGGCGUGGUCGAGUUUGCCUCCCACAGUGAUCUGAAAAAUGCUCUUGAGAAACUGUCUGGGAAAGAAAUCAAUGGAAGGAAGAUCAAGCUCAUUGAAGCAGCCAGGAAAAAGUCCAGGAGUCGUUCCCGUUCCAACAGCUCAUCCCGUUCCCGUUCUCGUAGCCGUUCUCCUUCCCGCAGCCCCAAAACCCACAAACGCUCCCGCAGCCGCUCCUCAUCACCCUCUCCCUCCCCCGUCCAGAGAGCCAAAGAGACGAAGCGGGCGCGUACAGACUCUGGGUCACCACCAGCUCAGCGGGCCACAGCCUCGCGAUCUCCCUCUACUGACAGCCGCCGCUAAAGCAACUCUGUCCAUCCAGCUGAAGCUUUACUCUUUGGUCAGUCGCUGUCAGUCACUCUCUCGUGCCUGUUUUGCGUCUGUGUCAAACUGGCAUUAUAGUUCCUCUGAGCGGUGGAACAGUUUUUAUCUUUACAGCCACAGAUAGCAGCCGUGACCUCCAGCCUGAAGCCUGCUAUUCCUUCACUCACUCUUCAGAGGUAGAUUUGUGUCAGAGCUCUGGUUUUCUACUUUUCACAGUAAACGUUUGCUUUGCUUUCAUGUGCUUUUGAGUGAUGUCACAUUUUCACCAGAAUGAGAGCAGUGAUAUUUCUAGAAAUAUUGAUAGGUAAGUACUGUUUUAUAUUAAUUUGUGUUUUCUGGUCAUUGUGUAAAAGUAAUGGAAACGACCUUAAUACUAUUGUGAAACCUUACGUUCUUCAUGUGAAGACUGUGGCUGUGUAUAAGUUUGUUUUUUUGUUAAUAAACAAAAUUUUACUAUCCACUUCAUUGCAGGAGGACCAUGUUUAACAUAAAGUAGUACAAUUUUAAAAGAUGUUUCUAACAGUUAUGUUGAAGCUGUAAUGCUGUGUUUUUAUUUUAGCAUCAAGACAGGCAUUGGCAUAGAGGGGUUUUAUGCAUGCCUCUUCACAUUUGAAUUACAAGAAUACAUGAAUUUGAUUUUAUGUAUUACUACAUGAAUAAAACAUAAAAAUUCUAAUACUGUUCUGCUGUUACCAUCAUUUCAAGUACAGAAUUGUCACAGUUGCAACAUGAAAUGGAAAAAUUACAGAACAGUUCACCAACAGAAAAUGUACUCCAGGUAAUGCUUAAGAAAAUGUGCUUUUCAAAAAGGAAAACAGAAAUCAAUUCAUGUUUAAAAUCAUUUUGGUCUUCAACUUUCAGAUGAGGUCAUCUCUUCAGCACAGACUGAUUUAAAGCUGAACUAUUAUGAGGCUGGACCUUACAUCAUAGACCUUACAUCAUUAAGAUCCUUAAAGGAGCUCUCAGGUCAGAAUGAAAAAUCUUGUAGUGAGAGAAUACUGAUGAAAAAAAAAGGGAAAAAAAAAAA